AUGGGGUGUGUAGCGAUGAAAAGCAGAUUAGACAAAAUAAAACUUAAUUUGAGAAAAGUGGAAAUAAAGUUAAAAAAAUUAACUUAAUAAAUUAAGCAGUUAAUUAAAGAAAUAGAAAUAUUGGAUGAUGAAGGAAGAUUUGAUGAAGCCGAUUUAAAGGAAUUAGAAUUAUAACAAUUAUCAAAAGAAAAAAGAAUACUUGUAAAUGAGACGAAAAGUAGAAAAAAAACUGUUGCAGCACUUGAGCAGGUUAUGAAAAACAAUAAAACUCUAAAAGAAUAAAAUUUACUAAAAGAAAAACAAAUACAACAACAGAAAGAAAAAAAUCAAAACAUAAAAUAAUAAGAGAAGUUAAUUAAUGCAAUAAUUAAGGAAAAAGAUGAGGAAAGAGAAAGAUUAUAAAAUAUUUAAGAUUUAGAAGAGGAAGAGAAUGAAGAGGAUUAUAAAGAAUAACUAGUUGUUCGAAAAAAAGAUAGAGAACAUAUUACAAAUCCAAAUCAUGAUUUGAAUCUAAAUAAAGAUAAAGUUUAACAAGUAGAGAAAACUUAUGCCCCUCCAAAUGCGGCCUAUCCUUUUGAAGAAUUGAAAGCCGAUUAUUCUCAUAAUAAUCACAGAAUUUAGCAAGCUCAAAUAAGUUAAGUUUAAUCGUUUUUAUAAAAUUGA
Molecule: messenger RNA, 663 nt
Organism: Paramecium tetraurelia
Lineage: Eukaryota; Ciliophora; Oligohymenophorea; Peniculida; Parameciidae
Exons: 2
Source: RefSeq, a predicted model, not a curated record